AUGAUGCGGAUUAUUAAAGACAUGGAUGAAUUCAAAACAUUUUUGAAAGCUGCUGGAUGCAAACUUGUAGUGGUACAAUUUUCAGCAAAAUGGUGUGGUGCUUGCAAACGGAUUUGUCCUCUUGUUCAUGCAAUGUCUCUGCAAUACCGAAAUGUAAUGUUUGCUAAUGUGGAUGUGGACGAUUCUCGGGAGUUGGCCCAAACUUAUCACAUCAAAGCAAUACCCACAUUUCAGAUGUUCAAGCAAGCCCAGAAGAUUUUUGAAUUUUGUGGAGCUGAUGCUAAAAAAUUGGAAGCGAAGAUUCAAGAACUAAUGUAA
Messenger RNA from Diceros bicornis minor, 318 nucleotides. It is a transcript of the gene TXNDC8, whose product is annotated as thioredoxin domain containing 8. Bases 1 to 318 code for a protein of 105 amino acids. Gene Ontology annotation, molecular function: protein-disulfide reductase activity. The transcript has 5 exons. The record is from RefSeq and is a predicted model, not a curated record. Lineage: Eukaryota; Metazoa; Chordata; Mammalia; Perissodactyla; Rhinocerotidae.